AUGCGCGGCAUCCGUGAGAUAGCGGGUGGACAGAUUCCUCCAGACAUCCUUCGACCCAUGCUGUACGGGCUUCUCCUAGACUUGGAGUUCCUACAUUCAGACGCCCACAUAGUGUACAUCGAAAUCCAAGAGGGAAACGUCAUGCUCUCCAUCACCGAUCCAACCAUCCUGGACGAAGUUCUCGAGGCGGAGGCAGAGGAUCUCCAGCCUUCGAAAGUCGACGGCGAUCCCAUCAUUUACCCAUCAGUCGACAUCGAUAUGCCAGACGAUCCGGGCCAGCCAGUGAUAUGCGAUUUUGGCGAUGCGAAGGUUGGGACAGGUCCGUUCGAGGGCGAAGUCAUGCCGGACCUAUACCGCGCUGCUGAAAUCCUGCUCAAAAUCGCGUGGGACAGCAAGACUGACAUAUGGGCUUUCGGCUUGAUGACUUGGGACCUCCUAGAAGGAAAGCACCUCUUCAACGAGCGACUCCCAAGCCGGGAAGAGUCCAGCGAGGCGCAUCUGGUCAGGAUGGUGUCGCUUCUCGGUCCUCCCCCGAAGGACCUGUUGGAACGAAGCAGCGUUCCUGAGAAGUUCUUCGACAACGAAGGCAAGCUUAAAGCUGGCGGGAAGAUUGGAACGGCGCUGGAGGACGGAAAGGUAUUCUGGAAGGGAAGGAGAAGUCCAAAUACCUGA
Messenger RNA from Saxophila tyrrhenica, 672 nucleotides. RefSeq lists its product as uncharacterized. The transcript is spliced from 4 exons. Bases 1 to 672 code for a protein of 223 amino acids. The record is from RefSeq and is a predicted model, not a curated record. Gene Ontology annotation, molecular function: protein serine/threonine kinase activity; ATP binding. Gene Ontology annotation, biological process: peptidyl-serine phosphorylation; regulation of mRNA processing; spliceosomal complex assembly. NCBI's taxonomy places the organism in Eukaryota, Fungi, Ascomycota, Dothideomycetes, Mycosphaerellales, Extremaceae.